Eutrema salsugineum is the source of this 2035-nucleotide messenger RNA. Its product is annotated as WPP domain-interacting protein 1. NCBI's taxonomy places the organism in Eukaryota, Viridiplantae, Streptophyta, Magnoliopsida, Brassicales, Brassicaceae. The transcript is spliced from 2 exons. Bases 405 to 1901 code for a protein of 498 amino acids. The record is from RefSeq and is a predicted model, not a curated record.
GGAAAAAAAAGAAUAACCUUUUUCCCGCAGCGAAACUUUCCACAAUUGAACGGGUUAUAGAUCUGCUCCGAUCAUCGGAUUAGGGUUUUCGCUUUUCACCCUCCUUUUCAUCUCCCUGUGUGGCUAUCUAUACGUUCUCUAUAUGUUGAAUUUUGAUUCUUUAGAAUCAUUGCUUCUUGAUCGGGUAGAAAAUUAUUGGAAUUUUGUUAUUUAUAUUUAAUCGUAGAGACGAGAAGCGAAUUGUAACUUGGUGAGUUGACUUUCGAUUGCGUAUGAUUGAUUUUGGGUUUUGGGUUCAUUGAUUCGAGCUUCCGUUACUUCCGGAAAUGAUGGGUUUUUCGUUUUGAUUUUUGAUCCGAUGUGAUUUUGGAAAAUCGUGUUUUUUUUCAAUUGUGUGGAGUCCAAUGGAUUUGGAGAGUGAAAGCUCUGCGCUUGAGUCUGUUGACGAUAAUGGUUUGAUCCAACAAAGCUCCAUCAACACUGGUGAUGAUGGUAGGAGUUUGGAUAACGGGUCUUUCUCAGAUGAGAGUGUGAAACUGGUUACGGCUUCUACAGCGACAACCAGUGAGAACGAAACAUCUGUCGAACUCGCUAAACCGGUGAAUUUUGAUUCACCAGGUGGUGCUUACUCUCCGGUAUCAAAAGGUCGUGGCUUGAGAAAAUGGAGGCGGCUUAGGAGAGACCUUGUUAAAGACACGUCUGCGAAUAUGGAGAAUAGUAAAGUUCUGAAGAGAGGGUUGUCCGGUUCUGCUCAUUCACAUGGUAAACAAAUGCAGUUUCAGUCACCGGAAGCCGAGCAAGAUAGUCAAGGAUCUGUUGGGUCUGUGAACAUGUUAAGAAAUGUCGUUGAUGGUUUUGAGAUACUUAGGACUGGUUAUGAUUCUAGGUUUAUGGCUGGGGUUGGUUUUUCAGCUGGUAUGGAUUUAGAAAAGGAUGAUGAUCGGAGUAGUAAGUCCUCGACUGCUGCAAGAGCCCCCAAGGUUAUUAGGUAUGAAAAGCCAAUGAUUAGUUCAGGUCAGAGAGGGAAAAUUCGGGUAGAGAAUAGUAAAAAGCAUAGAGGAGAUAGUGUCGAAAUCGAAAAGGAAAACUCUCAUUCCAGCUUGGAAUCUGAUUCAAGAAAGCCAAGUGGAAUAAUGGACUACAAUGGAAAAAAUGGCGAUGAAGCCGAUAUCAAUGGAGAAACUUCAAAGAGAAAUGAUUAUGCGGGAGGAGAAGGUGAAGACAGUCGUUUUUCAGAGGAACUGGAUCCAUUAGUAGAUACCAGCUACGGUUUCCUCAGCUUGCAAGAAGCUCUUGAAAAAGAGGUUCAGCAAUUCCGGGAGAUUGGGAAGGAACCGAUGCCACAACAUCAUGAAGGAGCCAGUGAAGUAAAUUCACCUCGCUCGGAGACUGUAACCCUUGUGAACAAUGUAGAACAGCUGGAGAUCAAGCUAGAAGAAACAAGAUCCAUGAUUGAGGUUAAAGAAUCACACAUUCGUGAGCUUGAAUCAAGUACCAACCAAAUCAAACACUCAUGGGGAGAAACAGGAAACAUUCAGGCGGUUGUCGAAGACAUCUUCCGGCAAAGGAUUGAGUCCGAGAUUGAAUAUCUGAUAUAUUCAAGAUCCAUUGAUAACUUGAACAGUCAGUUGAAGAUGACCGAAGAACAAGAGGCAUUGGCAGGAGAGCAAGCUCAUGAGACACUGAACAAGCUCAAAGAAGUAGAAACGAAGGCAGAAAAUUUAACAAACAGAGCUCAAGACCUACAAAAGGAGUGCGGAGAAACCACUGGAACCAUCAAGAAGAAGGCAUGUAAGACCACUUCAUGCUUUCUUAUACAGUUAGUAUUGCUACUACUAACAGUAGUUUUGUUGUUCAUGCCUCAAUUUUUGCCGGACACAGAUAUUGUUGUACCCACAUGAUCCUUUUUUUGUUUUUUUUUUUUUGUGUGCAAACUGAGUUUUUGUUUUCUUGGCUUUUCGCAUUUCUUGUUAACAUUUCGGCUAUAAGUUUUGCCUCUGGUGAUAGAAUAAAGCAAAUACAAGUCUCGCUUCUU